Pectinophora gossypiella (pink bollworm) is the source of this 1516-nucleotide messenger RNA. RefSeq names its product palmitoyl-protein thioesterase 1 (gene Ppt1). The record is from RefSeq and is a predicted model, not a curated record. Gene Ontology annotation, biological process: receptor-mediated endocytosis; protein depalmitoylation. Gene Ontology annotation, molecular function: palmitoyl-(protein) hydrolase activity. Lineage: Eukaryota; Metazoa; Arthropoda; Insecta; Lepidoptera; Gelechiidae. The coding region runs from base 262 to 1149 and encodes 295 amino acids. Gene Ontology annotation, cellular component: lysosome. The transcript has 5 exons.
GCUGUUUUCGUUUUGAAAUUGAAAAUAUUGACUUGCCUGACAUUGACGUUAUAUGGACGUAAUGAAUAUCGUCCGCGAGAAUAGUUCGUGAAGUUUAUUUUAAAAUAAUUAUUGCUCGUAUUGUAGAUACUUUUCUGUAACAUAAAGUAAAAUUACCUAAUUGUGUAGAAAAGUUAUAGUAUUCUUUCUAUUUCUUGUAUGCACAAAUUAAAUUAACUUAGUUGAUGUUUAUAAAAGUUUAUAAUUUUACUAUUUGUUUCAAUGAUGAAGUGGUUAAUUUUGCUAUUUGUUAUUAAUACAAUUGCGGCUGAUCCUACGCCGGUAGUAUUAUGGCAUGGAAUGGGUGACACUUGCUGCUUCUCAUUCAGCCUUGGAUCGUUCAAGGAGUGGCUUGAGGAACAAAUACCAGGAAUAUACAUAUUGUCCAUAAGGAUUGGUAACAAUGCCGUAGAAGACUUCGAAAAUGGUUACUUUAUGAACCCAAACAAACAAAUAGAUAUGGCUUGUGAAAUGUUGAAGAAUGACACCAAACUUCAGAAUGGAUUCAAUGCCAUAGGAUUUUCACAGGGAUGCCAAUUCAUCCGAGGCGUCAUUCAGAAGUGUGGCCACAAAAUCCCUCAAGUAAAGAACUUUAUCUCUUUGGGAGGCCAACACCAAGGAGUUUAUGGUGUUCCCAACUGUGGUCCUUUGACGCACAAAUCCUGUGAUUACGUCCGGAAACUACUCAACUAUGCUGCUUAUGUUAGUUGGGUUCAAAACGGCUUAGUCCAAGCUACGUACUGGCACGAUCCCUUGAACGAGGCUAAAUACAAAGAGAAGAGUAUCUUCCUAGCAGACAUUAACAAUGAGAGGAAGAUCAACAAGACAUAUGUUAAGAAUCUGAAGAAGUUACAGCAUUUCGUGUUGGUGAAGUUUGAUGAAGACACCAUAGUGCAGCCUAGAGAGACUGAGUGGUUUGGCUUCUAUGUGCCUGGACAGUCUACCAAGUUACAGACGUUGCAGCAGUCAGAUAUUUAUAUUAAGAACCGACUGGGACUACAGGAGAUGGACAAGUCUGGUCAACUAGUGUUCCUCAACUCAACCGGCAAUCACCUCCAAUUCAAGGACCAGUGGUUCAUUAAGGAGAUCAUAAAACCUUAUCUCUUGUAGAUAAUGGUUUAAUUAGCUUAUCUGUUAGGACAUCGGGAGAUUAUGUUGAUUAAGCUGAGGUUAUACUCUUUAGGUUAAUUUCAAUUUGUUUUUAGUGCGUCUUUAUGUAAUGUGCAAUUUAAUAUCAAUUGAAUUGAGUUGUUUAUGUACUCGUAUCUAUCAUUAUAACAAAUAGGUAGGGAAGUAUUAGUGACGGGCUAAUGAAAAUUAAUGGAAUGGAAUGACUCAUUCAAAUAAUCUUUCGAAGGUGCAGGUAUUCGAAUUAUUCGAUUGUAGGUAUUCGAGUGAAAAAUACAUUGCAUUUUUUUUUGUUGCGCAUGAAUUGAAAUUUUAUGACCAUAAACAUAUACAAAAUUAUUAUUAUAUA